Molecule: messenger RNA, 496 nt
Organism: Rotaria sp. Silwood2
Lineage: Eukaryota; Metazoa; Rotifera; Eurotatoria; Philodinida; Philodinidae
Source: the annotation of a GenBank genome assembly
AGGUUUUUUCAAAUAAACAUAUAUAUUCAAAUGAAAAUUAUUUAUCCGUUUUCUUCAAUAGAUUCAAUAUGUUCAAGAAAUGGGUUUAGCUGGAAUUAUGUUUUGGGCAGCAGACCUUGAUGAUUUUACUGGUAGUUCAUGUAAUGAAGGAAAAUAUCCUCUAAUGAAUAAAGCUGUCAAUCUUAUUCGUUCUCAAAUUCAAUCAACAAUAUCAUCAACAAAAAGUUCACUUCAAGAAAAAAAACGUAUUGUUUGUUAUUAUACAAAUAGUUGGUCACAAUAUCGUCCUGAUCAAGCAAAAUUUUAUCCUGAAGAUCUUGAUGGCUCAUUAUGCACACAUAUUGUUUAUGCAUUUAUUGUAUUAAAAAAUUCAAAACUUGCUCCAUUUCAAUCGAAUGAUGAAGAUACUCAAUCAAGCAAAGGUUUGUUUUAUUUCAUUUUCAUUUCACUGAUUCGUUCGGAUCGGCGUUUAAGUCUAUUCAGUAGUGAUUUCUGA